AUGGAAGGUGAUAUCGACGGUCACAACGCUGACGUCGACAUGUCGGCUGCCGAUGAGGACCGCGUCACUCGUAUCACUUUCUAUAUUAGUCGGAGGACGUUUGCAGGAAGACUAGGUUCGAACACACAGCAAACAGGGGAGAUCCUCAUCAAUGGUCGUAAAGAGGCACUUGCUUUUGGAACUUCGGCCUAUGUGACUCAAGACAAUACUCUAAUGACAACAUUAACCGUAAGAGAAGCUGUAUACUAUUCAGCGCAGCUCCAACUCCCAGACUCCAUGCCCAAAUCCGAGAAGAAGGAAAGAGCCGAAAUGACAAUUAGGGAAAUGGGUUUGCAAGAUGCUAUGGACACCAGAAUAGGAGGCUGGAGCCAAAAAGGCCUUAGUGGUGGACAAAAGAGAAGAGUUAGCAUUUGCAUUGAAAUCUUGACCCGGCCAAAGCUUCUGUUUCUCGAUGAGCCAACUAGUGGACUAGAUAGUGCAGCAUCUUACCAUGUCAUGAAACGCAUUGUUAUGCUUGCUCGCCAGGAUGGGAGAACUGUUAUUGCAUCCAUUCAUCAACCUAGCAGUGAAGUUUUUGAGCUCUUUCACAAUCUCUGCCUUCUUUCCGCAGGAAGAACAGUUUAUUUUGGUCCCAUUACAGGUGCAGAACAGUUCUUUGCUUCAAGUGGCUUCCCUUGCCCAAGUCAUAGAAACCCCUCUGACCAUUACUUAAGGACUGUUAACCAGGACUUCGAAGAAGAUGUUGAACAAGGGCAUGGCAGCAUUAGUACUGAGGAAGUCAUUAACAUUCUUGUCAACGCAUAUAAAUCAUCAGAGAACAGCCAGGAAGUUCAACAGCGUGUUUCAGAGAUAGUCAAUCAGAAAGAAGGAACUCUGGAGAAGAAGGGAAGCCAAGCAAGCUUCAUCAGCCAGAGCAUGGUUCUCACAAGGAGAUCCUUCGUGAACAUGUAUCGCGAUUUAGGUUAUUAUUGGCUUCGCUUUAUUAUCUACGUAGCUCUAUGUUUAUGUGUAGGAACUAUCAUAAAUCCGCCACUGGGAACUAUGUUCCGUGACAUUGGACACGGUUAUGGGUCAAUUCAGGCUAGGGGUUCCAUGCUCACGUUUGUUUCAUCCUUCUUGACUUUCAUGUCAAUUGGAGGAUUUCCUUCUUUCGUAGAGGACAUGAAGAUAUUUGGACGAGAAAGGUUAAACGGACACUACGGUGUUGCUGCAUUUGUCAUUAGCAACUCAGUUUCUUCAGUUCCUUACUUGCUUAUAAUCUCUUUGAUUCCUGGUGCAAUAUCCUAUUUUCUAGUUGGGCUGCAAAAGGAUUUUGACCACUUUUCCUACUUCGCUUUGCUACUUUUUGUAUGCAUGAUGCUAGUUGAAAGCUUAAUGAUGAUCGUUGCAAGCAUAGUUCCGGAUUUCCUCAUGGGAAUCAUAACUGGCGCUGGAAUUAUCGGCGUGAUGAUGUUGGAUGGAGGGUUCUUUAGACUGCCGGAUGAUCUUCCUAAGCCAGUGUGGAAGUACCCGGUCUUCUAUAUUGCUUAUCACAGAUAUGCAAAUCAAGGAUUCUACAAAAAUGAAUUUAAAGGGUUAACGUUCCCCAAUAAUCAAGCAGAAGGACCACCAACAAUCACUGGUGAAGAAAUCUUGGACAGCUUUUGGCAAGUUGAGUUGGGGUACUCCAAAUGGGUUGAUCUUCUUGUUUUGUGCGCAAUGGUGGUUCUGUAUCGUCUCAUGUUUUUGGCAAUUAUUAAGACGGUGGAGAAGGUUAAGCCCCUUAUCAAAACUCUUAUGGCUCCUAAACCAUCGAUUCAGAUUUGGGAGAAUCCCUCCGCUUCUGCCACGCCUUUGCAAUCCGCUACACCUGCAUAACAUACUUCAAGGAUGUGAAGUGAAAUUGAAUCAGACUUGAUAUUGUGAGUGGAUGAAUGAAUUUUAAGGGGCUCGCUUUUAUUUUAUAUAAAAUAAGAAAUGUUAAAGGUAUGCCAGACUCAUGCAGGAGCUGAAGGCCUUGGCAUGUAAUAUAUGUUGUGUGAUUCUAAAUUUUGAGAGAUCUCUCUUUGUUUGGAUUGCAUUAGAUAAUAUUAUUUAAACUUUAUAUGGGAUAUUUGGAUUAUUUAUGAGAU
Pistacia vera is the source of this 2111-nucleotide messenger RNA. Its product is annotated as ABC transporter G family member 11-like. Gene Ontology annotation, cellular component: membrane. Gene Ontology annotation, molecular function: ABC-type transporter activity; ATP hydrolysis activity; ATP binding. The record is from RefSeq and is a predicted model, not a curated record. NCBI's taxonomy places the organism in Eukaryota, Viridiplantae, Streptophyta, Magnoliopsida, Sapindales, Anacardiaceae. The transcript has 9 exons. Bases 1 to 1857 code for a protein of 618 amino acids.